AUGUUUUUCCUUUCUAGAUCUUGCACUCUGGACUUGUCAGCCUUGCAGACUUCUGAGCACCUCUCCUCAGCUAUGAGCAGACCACUGGAAUUUAACAUCUAUGUGGUCACCUGCAGCAUUCUGCUCUUAUCCUCCCAUCCACCAUGCUGUGCAGCUCAGCAAGCAGAGGAGAGGGACAUGACCAAGGUUCAGCAUGGACCCUGGGCAGAGAAUGGGGUAGAAGAUGAAAGGACAAGCAUGCUGAACUUGGAAAAUAACCUGGGUCCUUCUGAGGAGGGUGUCUCUGAAGAGCCCUGUGGAGUGUCAGCAAAGCCCUCGGAGAUGCCCUUCAGUGAAGCUUUUACUGCAGAAGGAGAAAUUCAGCCUGUAAGCCCAAACCAUCUCAUGCCAGGCAGCCAAGUCCUGGGUGCUCAGACCUCUGCUGUGACAGUGGCUGCUGUGGCUGAGGAGGAGCUUGGUCCCACAGCAUCAGAGCUGGAGGAGGAUGGGGCAUUCAAGGCCAUGCUGACCACAGCUGUCACUACCUUGAAUCCUGCUGUCCAGGAGGAGUCUGCUGGUGAGGAGACCACCACAGGGGGUGGUGUUGAAGUUGAGCGUGGCUCUACUGGUCCCUCAGCAAACCCCCUUCCUGGGACAGCUGCUGAGGAGGAGAUGGCAGAGAGCAUCUCACCCCACUCAGCUGAACCCCAACCCGUGAUACAUCCCAGCUCUCCCAGCUGGGAAAUGGCAGGGGAUCAUCCUGUCAUCCCAACUCCCCAGGCUAGCAGUGUGACCUCUGAGGUGGGAAUGGGAAGAGCCCACACAGGGAGCCCUCUGAAAUCCCUGGCUGUGCGAGCAUCUGUGGCUGCCAAGCAUCCCCUGGUGGUGACCCAGGCCACACUCCCCCUGGGAGCAGGGAUGGGUGUCAGGCAGGGAGAGCUGCCCACCCUGGCUGGCACUGUCACUGCUUACCCUCCGGACACUCUGCCACCUGACUGGGAUGACACAAAACUGGGGGAUGUGAGUCAAGGGGGAAGCACAUCUCGGGAGGAGGUGACGGAGGAUCUGGGGGCAGCAGAACCAUCCCUGGCCACCAAGGGAAGUGUUGGGGAGGAAGAGGAUGCAACGAGAGUGCUGCCAUCCCCAGUGUCCCCUCCUCUAACUCCUGGGCUUGCUGAGGAGACCAACUCCACAACUCUGGUGCAAGGGGAGGAGAUGCCAGCACCUUCCACCAGCAGUGGUGACACUUUCCACGCCGUGAACCUGACGGGUGUAGACACUGAUUACAGCUCGUUGGAAAACAUCAAUGCAGUCACAACAGAGGAGGGGAAAAGCAUCCUGCCCUCCCAGCCAGAGGCUGCUGUGGUGACAGAUACACAACCUGAUCUCCAUCCCACUCUGGAAAGCUCCUGGAAAGGUAUUACUGAGGAGGUGACAACAGUUGCCCAGGAGGCUGAUGCUGCUCUCUCAGUUGUGACAAUGACACCUGCUGCCACCCAGGGUACAGGAGCUGGAAGCUUUCCACAGGAAAACAGUGGGGAGGACACCCAGAUGCUGACUGCUCCCAGUGCCACCCAGAUGUUGGCAACUGAUACUUCCUCUGUGGUGAACACUCCAGAUGUAGAAGAUAUCACAGAUGUGGUCCUGGUCACCAGUGAGAAGGCUGCUGCAGCUCCUGGUGGGUUGCCUGCUACUCAGUCUGGACAGAUGGAAGAACCAUCUAGCAGAAGUGUGGACAUGGUAACUCCAGCAUCAAUGGCAUCUUCUGUCAGGAGGACAUCUCUCCCAUCUGUGAGGAGGAUCAGCACUGCUGUCACCUAUGGGCUGGACCGCCUGGAGUCAGAAGAGGGUGAGGAAGAGGAAGAGGAUGAAGAGGAGGAGGAAGAAGAAGAAGAGGAAGAGGAAGAUGAGGAGGACAAAGACAUUGAUUCGAUGGAUGAAAGCAUGGAGGGUGACACGGAGCUGCCAGGUUUCACACUGCCAGGAGAGACCUCCCAGGAGCCCAUAGCUGGUCUGGAAAACCCUGUGGCCCAGCUGGCUGGGGUGUCCUACCAGGUUCCUGACACCAUUGAGUGGGAACAGCAGAACCAGGGUCUGGUGAGAAGCUGGAUGGAGAAGCUGAAAGAUAAGGCAGGAUACAUGUCAGGGAUGCUGGUUCCUGUAGGAGUCGGGAUAGCUGGAGCCCUCUUUAUCCUAGGAGCACUCUACAGCAUUAAGAUUAUGAAUCGCCGAAGGAGAAAUGGCUCAAAGAGACAUAAAAGGAAGCAGCGGGAAUUUAACAGCAUGCAGGACCGAGUCAUGCUCCUGGCUGACAGCUCUGAAGAUGAAUUUUGAGGAGGACUGCAGUGCCCUUGUGAUGAGCCCCAUGACUUUUUUUCAAAGAAGGGAGGGAGGAGAAAAGAAAAA
Messenger RNA from Calypte anna (Anna's hummingbird), 2385 nucleotides. It is a transcript of the gene ARMH4, whose product is annotated as armadillo like helical domain containing 4. The record is from RefSeq and is a predicted model, not a curated record. NCBI's taxonomy places the organism in Eukaryota, Metazoa, Chordata, Aves, Apodiformes, Trochilidae.